CGAGAACAUCAACCUCAACAUCUUCUAGAAUAGGCAUUAUGGUGCGAGUGAUACCUAUACCUUUCAGACAACGAACGAUUCAAACCUAGUUAACACGUAUGCUUUCAGUGUCUUGACCUCAUGCUCACUUGUCAUUUGUAUCAUCCACCAUGUCACGGAAUCCAUUUCCAAGAUCCUACAAAUACUUGAAUAUGGGCAGCUCCGAUCAUAUCGACAACACCUCCCCCAAUCCCCCACGACGCGGAUUCUGGCAUUUCCUGCGACAUAAUCUAACAAUUGUUCUGGCGUUUUCGACGGGUCUGGCAUGCGUUGUCUCUGUUAUCAUCUUCACAUCCUGGCUGAGCAAUCAAGUUCUACAUUGUCCGGACUGGUCUGUUGAUUGCCAUGUUUCUCGUCGCAUCCAUCUAAUUUCCGGACAAAUCGGCACAGUUCAGGGUCUAAUCACCGCCGUUUUCGCCAUCGGGCUUGCGGCGUUGGCCUAUGCAGCACAUGCAUUCUCAGAAUCGGCACUCUGGCCGCUCCUUAAUAAACAAUCUUUCACCAUCAGGGAAAUGGGCACGUACAUUGAGGCUAGUCGUGGGUCGAUUCUGUCGUCUCCUCUUGCACUACUCGCCGCUCGGAAUUUCGACUCAUCCUUGGUUAUCUUAUGUACGGUACUCAUCACUCUGGCCCCUCUUUCAGGUGCUCCACUUGUUGGUUAUGUUUAUGAUCAACGGAAUCUGUCGGUCGAAUUUAAGAGCGUCUACCAGCCCGGUGGAGGAAUCGGAGUGUUUUUUACGCAGCAGAACCCACCGGGCCCACGCCGCGACGCCGCUCAAAGUUUGUACACCUCAUGGGCCUUUAAUCUAUCAUCGGAACCAAUGCCAGAAUAUCGCAACUGGUUUAUUGACCGUCGGAGUUUGUUGGAUCGGGGUAACAUGACUGUAGGUGCAGUCAUGCUCAAGCAGAAUAUCUCCUGCAAAGGUUGGAAGGCAGAACCAACAGAUAAGAAAACGCAUCUGCGAUUCAAGACGAAAAUGGCUACGCAUAACAGGACGAAGCAUCACGAACAUAGCGAAGAAGUUCAAGUUCGGGAUCAACCAAGGCUCGCCGUUUGGACUCAUGACUACGCGUUUCACUCCCCGACGAGAACGAGCGCGACCAUCAUCUUCGCAGCGCUCAACGGCACUAUCGAAGACGGCCUGACGACGACAAAUCUCCCAGAUAAUGCCUCCAUCGUCAGUAUCUCCAGUAUAGCAUGCGAAAUCGAUAUCAACCUCAUCGACGAGACUCUCACUGUAGGAUCUGGAGCCCCAUUCCCCACAACCCCAAUAAACUCUAUCAAAAGUCUCCAAGAACCCGGAGGCAAGGAGGCAAAGAACUCAACCUGGAACGAGCUCGCGCUCUGGUUCGCCGUCGCGCCCGUAGCAAACGGUGCAAGUGUCUACGGUGCGCAGCCUAUGUACUCUUACAACCAUGACUGGAUUCCCCUGAGAUAUACAUCGGUAAACGGGGGAUCGAACGCUGGCUGGACUAUUCCAUAUAUUAAAAACUUCAUCCAAGUAUCAAUUGGCGCAUCGAUGCUGGGCGAAACGAAUAAAUUCGCCGACGGAAAGCCUAUUGUUAUGCCAUCCCUCUCUCUUACCCUGAAACUCGACCCCACGAGAACCCUACUACUUCUCAUACCCCCGCUUGUUAUCUUAGCUUUGGGAUCGCUUCUGAUUGCUUGGAAUAUCAGCUUUUACAGACGACGAGAUAUCCCGAUUAUGCGGAAAGCGUCACUGUGCGAGAUCCUGAAGAGCGCGCAGACCGAAGAUGUCAAGGCCCCUAGAACCUCCCCAGAGCGUGCCUCGGUUUUGGCACUGUGUAGUAAGGCAGACGACGGGGACCGACUUGCAGAUCGGUUGCCAUGA
Molecule: messenger RNA, 1892 nt
Organism: Lindgomyces ingoldianus
Lineage: Eukaryota; Fungi; Ascomycota; Dothideomycetes; Pleosporales; Lindgomycetaceae
Exons: 2
Coding region: 150-1892 (580 amino acids)
Source: RefSeq, a predicted model, not a curated record